Trichobilharzia szidati is the source of this 3003-nucleotide messenger RNA. The record is from the annotation of a GenBank genome assembly. NCBI's taxonomy places the organism in Eukaryota, Metazoa, Platyhelminthes, Trematoda, Strigeidida, Schistosomatidae.
CUAGAGUUUGGCUAGCCAAAUUCAACUGAAGGCUGACUGUAGUUAUAAACUCAUGGCCUUACUACAAGAUGAAAACUUCAAAGCAGAAUUACUGGCAGACUUACAAGCUGACCCUACCAAAUUUUUUACGAUGGUAGAAAAAGAGUUGGAAGAUAUAUCCAAGACAAAGCCUGUGGAUCAGUAUGUUCGGUUGCAGAAAAUAGGUCAGGGUACUUUUGGGGAGGUUUUCAAAGUUCGGCAUAAGUCUACAAAGCAGCAUUUCGCUCUGAAACGAAUACGUAUGGAGCAAGAAAAGGAAGGAUUUCCCAUAACUGCUUUAAGAGAAAUCAGAAUUUUACAGUCCCUCGAUCACGAGAACAUUGUGCGUCUGAAAGAAAUAUGCCAUAGUCCACCUAAUGCUGGUAAUGGAUUUAAACCACAAUUUUAUCUCGUUUUUGAGUUUUGUGACCACGAUCUUGCGGGUUUGAGUCAACAAAUUGACUUUACAGAACCUGUUAAGAAAGCGAUUAUGAAACAAUUACUCACAGGAGUAUUUUAUCUUCACCUAAAUAACGUUUUACAUCGUGAUUUAAAAGCUGCAAACAUUUUGAUUGACAAGAAUGGUAUUCUAAAGAUAGCUGAUUUCGGCUUAGCUCGUACCACUGUCGCAUCUAUACGACCUGAUAGACCAACACGCUAUACUGGUCGCGUGGUUACUUUAUGGUAUCGACCUCCAGAAAUUCUGUUAAAUGAUCGUCAUUAUGGAAAGCCUGUUGAUAUGUGGGGUGCUGGAUGUAUUAUGGCUGAAUUAUGGACAAAGUAUCCCAUUAUGCAGGGGGAUAACGAAAUUAGCCAGUUAAACUUAAUCAUCAAUCUCUGUGGAUCUAUAACACCUGAAAUUUGGCCUGGUGUAGAACGUUUAGAAACUUAUCGAGAGGCUCGUUUACCACAGGAUAUCAAGCGCCAUGUUCGAGAGAAACUAACUCCUAAAAUAUCAUCUCUUGCUGCAGUAGAUCUUAUUGAUCAGUUGCUUGUCUUAGAUCCUAGCAAACGUCUUGAUGCUGAACAAGCUCUUUCACACGAUUAUUUCUACGAGGAUCCUCCUGCAGGUGAUUUAAGAUCAUUUUCUAAAUCUGGAACAUCAUAUCUUGAAUUUUUAUCAUCGAGCAAUGUUCGUGGUCGUAUGUUACAAGGUGCGAAUCGUGCAGGAAUAGUUCGAGGACCUGUUGUUGGCCCAGGUCAGCAGAUGAACUACCUUAGUGGGCCUGGUAUUAUGCAUCCGAAUCGUCGUCCACCUCAACCAGAUGAUAAUUCGUAUUACGAACGUGUUUUCUAAAAGUUACAUGUAAAUAAGUUUAUCUGAUUUCCUUCUUUUUAUUCUUAUUCUUCUACUUAGUGUCACUUAUGUAUAUAUUGUGGUGAUAUAAUACUUUAAUAUUGAUACUACUAAUCUCAAUCCCUUUAGGAAAGAAAGCACUUGUAAAUUUUGUUCUACUUUCAGUAAUGAUUUGGAAAAGUUUGCGUGCAUACUGUAUAAUUAACAAAAAAGAUAUCGUUCUCUGAAUUCCCAACCAUUGUUUUAUCAUAAUCACCUUGUUGCAUAAUUUUCUAAUCGCCUAAUAAUAUUAUUAUGCCUAGACCCCUCUUUGAUAUUUCUACAUUUCAUGGACUUUGUAAAGUACACAUGACCAGUCAUUUUUGUUGGAAUUCGCAUCAUUAUUUAAAAAAAAUCAUGUAAAUAUCAUUAUACAACCUUAUAAUAAAUUUGUUGAAAAGAGUCACUUCUCUGAAUCACUUUUUUGAUGUAUGACCUAAGGAGGAUUUUCUAUGAAUCCUGACCAACUAUCUAGGCACGCUCACCAUGGAUAUAAUGAGCCAGUUCUGUGUCUUCAGGCAUGCUAGUUACACGACUGGUGUAGAUGAUUGUAAAGUGAUUGACUAACGGAAUAUGCUAGAGGGAGAUUAGUUGUGGAUUUCAUUCAUCCAGAAGCUCACAUGGCGUAAGAUACAUGUACUUGUAGAGUGUUCACCACCUGUACGUUUCUCUGUCGUCAUUUGGCGAAGCCUCGUAUAACCUAACCACAAUUUGAUGUUGGGUGGAUGCUUAGGAAUUAUCGGGGAUGGUUUUUUACAAGCAAAUUUCUGCAUCCAGUGUUAGCAGCCUCACCAGUGAAGGGGUACUGAAGGAUAUAAAAUGUUCUGGCAUUUCAGUUAGUGUUUACCGUGUCAAGGGUAAGUUGGUGUACAUAUUUAUUUUCACUUUCAUCCUACAUUCGUUUUGAUACAGAAUGUAUUCACACGGAUUAAGUGAAUUUGAUUAAUUGUCUCAUUGGUUAUGAUCAAAAGAACCAUUACUAGUCGUUGGAGGAUUAUAUAAGGAUCUUACUGGGUUAUAACCUCGAUUAAUUAACCAAAUACCACUAUAUAUUGACCCCGAUAUUAAGAACAUUCAGAAACAACAAAAUAACAGGACUUAAGUAAGAUAUUACAGAGGGUUGUGGUAUGUGGUGUUUGUUGACGAUCGAUAAAUUAUUCUUUCAAAUAGUUCUGUGGUGUAUAUAACCGUAGUAAGUUAUGGCGUUGCAAACCUAAGAUGGUCUUUCUGAACUAGUUUCCUCUUCCUGCUUUCUCUCUCUUUUCAUUAAAUAAGCGAAUUGUAAGCAAGAUGGCUGGUGAUUGCUGAUCAGCCGACCUAGUAGUGGAGGCAUUUGGGAAGCAGCCUUUUCUGUGGGAUACCACAAUCCUUAGCUAUAGCUCCUAAUUUUGAAAAAGAAAACUGUCUCAGAUCCAGUGCUUUGUAAUGAUCCCUUUUCAUUUUAUUCUUUUUCGUUCUGAGUGAAACUUAGGGCUUCAAACUGGAGCUUCGAAGUUUCAGUAGCAGUAGUGUUUAGUUUUUAUGGGGUAGGGUUGCUGGCCCCAAGCCCAAAUUUGCCUCUUUAAUUAGCUUACUACGGGCUAGGCGGGGUUUAAGAGUGCGUUGGUCGGGGUUUGAACUGCGGACCAUGUGAAUUGUUGGUGAGUGUC